Molecule: messenger RNA, 2577 nt
Organism: Callithrix jacchus (white-tufted-ear marmoset)
Lineage: Eukaryota; Metazoa; Chordata; Mammalia; Primates; Cebidae
Product: MICOS complex subunit MIC26
Biological process (GO): cristae formation
Cellular component (GO): MICOS complex
Source: RefSeq, a predicted model, not a curated record
AUGUUCAAGGUAAUUCAGAGGUCCGCGGGGCCAGCCAGCCUGAGCUUGCUCACCUUCGAAGUCUGUGCUGUACCGAAAAAGGACUCGCCUCCCAAAAAUUCUAUGCAGGUUGAUGAGCUUUCACUCUACUCAGUUCCUGAGGGUCAAUCGAAGUAUGUGGAGGGGUCAAGAACGCUUGAGGAAAGCAUCUCACAGCUCCAACACUGCUGCGAGCCAUACACAAGCUGCUCUCAGGAAACUAAGCCCGAGGUGCAAAGUUUGGUUCAGUGUGGGUUAGACAGCUAUAACCAUCUCCGAAAUGCACCUCCUGGAUUUUUUCUGAGACUUGGUGUUAUUGGCUUUGCUGGCCUUAUUGGACUCUUUUUGGCUAGAGGUUCAAAAAUAAAGAAGCUAGUGUAUCCGCCUGGUUCAAUGGGAUUAGCUGCCUCCCUCUGUUACCCACAACAAGCCAUCGUGUUUGCCCAGCUCAGUGGGGAGAGAUUAUAUGACUGGGGUUUACAUGGACACAUCGUCAUCGAAGAUUUGUGGAAGGAGAACUUUCAAAAGCCAGGAAAUGUGAAGAAUUCACCUGGAACUAAGUAGAAAACUCCAUGCUCUGCCCGUCUUAAUCAUUUAUAGGUAAACAUUGGAAACUCCAUAGAAUAAGUCAGUAUUUCUACAGAAAAAUGGCAGAGAAGUCAGUAUUGAAUGUAUUAAAUUGUCUUUCUUCUUCAGGAAAAGCUAGACCAGACUUCUGUUAUCUUGGGUGGUACCAUCCUACAAGCAAACUAAUCUGAAACCCUUUCACCUAGAGAUAACGUACCAGCCCUAGAUCUCCUCGUUCUCAUGUUGCUAUUUAUGUACAUAAUUAAAACCCAAGUUAAAAAGAAAAGAUUUAUCAGAACACAGCUACACUUGUUUGUUUACCUAUCAUCUAUGAUUGUUCCGCCGUGGGAGAGUUGAGCAGUUGUGACAUGGACAAUAGGCCCUAGAGUCAAAAUAAAUAUACUUGGGCACUUUGUGGAAAAAACGUUUGCAGACAGCUGCCCUAAAUAAUUAUAGUUUCAGAGAAACUUAACAGAAAUGUGUUUGGUUACUGAUGCAUAAGAGCAGGCACCAGUAAAAUGGCAUAAAAAUAUUAAAUCACAGAUUGGAUGAGUGAGACCAAGACAAUUUAGCAAAUUCUCCUAUCUCUGUAUUCACACCUGUGUCUUCUAGUUGCUGUUUUGUUUAACUCAUGGCUACUGUCCUAACUUUAGGGAUGCUAAAAUAGUUUGUUUUGAAAGAGGUUUGUUAAGACAAGCAGUAGGUAUGUUACGUUUACUAGACAGGCCCUUUUAACAGGUAAGUGACAGGGCCCCUAGUACAUUAUGUUUAGUUACUGUUUUCUUCUCAGAGUUAACCAGAGCAAAAUAACUUUGCUAUUUAAAAUGUGCUAAGUGCCAAAAUGAGGAGAAAUCCCGUGGCUUGAGCUUGAACGUGUCGCAGGUUUGAAGAGCCUUCAGCCAGGUGAUGGUCUGCGGCUAAAGAGCCGCAUCUUGGUAUCUGGUUCUCUGCUAACUUCCUACUUUUAGCAAAAUUAUUUCACGUGGAACUCUAGCUGAUCCUUGGCCAGGAUCAGAUCCUCAAAAGGAGGUAAUCAUGUUAGCAGUGGAUAUUGUAUAAGAUGUAACAUGGCUUAGAGGAAAGAGUGUGGACCCCAGAGACAGGUCAUCAGUCAUUCAAAUCCGGAUUCUCCCUCCAUCUGUGACUUUGAAAUGCUAGUGGAGGCUCAGCAUCUUUACCCAUCAACAGGAGGAUUACAUCGAAUGUAGGCAAAUCAUCUAUUACAGAUGCCUAAUAAAUGAUAUUGAAGAGAACAGAAAAACAAAAAUCUUUUACGAUGUAUGGGAAAAAAUGUGCUGAUAGAGCUGGUUAUUCAGGGUCGCCCAGCCGUCCUCCAGCAAAGUAGAAAUACCAGACCAAUGAGUUGAUGCUAGAAUUUUUCACAUGGCUACCUGACCAUUGUGGAAGUCAAUUGGUUGAAACACAUGGACACAGGGAGGGGAGUACUAAACACUGGGGUCUAUUGGGGGGGAAAAGGGGAGGGCCAGUGGGAGGGGGAGGUGGGGAGGGAUAGCCUGGGGAGAAAUGCCAAAUGUGGGUGAAGGGGAGGAAGGAAGCAAAACACACUGCCAUGUGUGUACCUACGCAACUGUCUGGCAUGUUCUGCUCAUGUACCCCAAAACCUAAAAUGCAAUAAAAAAUAAAAAAAGAAAUACUCGUAGUAUGACAUGGUAAGUUACAUUUGUUUGAACCUUGUCCUGUGAAAGCAUUACCUGUCCCAAACAGUUAUCAAAAUGCUUAACCAAAAAAUUAUUCUUAUAAUGAAGUUAUAACAGGGAUUAUGAGAGGGAUUAUGAAAGGGAAUUAUUUUUGAGCAGGGGGAGCCAUUUGGGAGUGCUUCAAGAUACCCAAUAGAAGAUAUACAAUUACAAUUUCUCAGUGAAAAGUAAAUUAAGAACAAAAAAUAUAAGUAAAAAAAUCUGAUAAAUGUAAUAUACUUAAUGUGUAGGAUGUCUCAAAUUUCCUGUAAAUAAAUUUCGAUGUCUAAAAAUG